Messenger RNA from Alosa sapidissima (American shad), 2220 nucleotides. RefSeq names its product OTU deubiquitinase 5b (gene otud5b). Gene Ontology annotation, biological process: protein deubiquitination. Gene Ontology annotation, molecular function: cysteine-type deubiquitinase activity; K63-linked deubiquitinase activity. Bases 262 to 1872 code for a protein of 536 amino acids. The transcript has 9 exons. The record is from RefSeq and is a predicted model, not a curated record. Lineage: Eukaryota; Metazoa; Chordata; Actinopteri; Clupeiformes; Clupeidae.
GGAAGUGAGGUUAACUGUCGUAAGUGGUUUGUUGAUGUUUGUGUCAAACUCUCGGACAUUCUGUUGGAGAAGAUCCGCGGAUAUUCGAGGGAUAUUCAUCAGACGAUACUCUAAAAGGAUAGUGACAGACUCUUUAACGAGUGAGUUGUAGAGCGCAUGUCUCUUCCUCGCUUGGCAAUACAUUUUCAAGAGCUGUUAGCCGUUAAUUAUUGUUCCGUAUGAACUAGCUCCAUAGCUAACGUUAGCUAACCACAGGUAGCUAUGACUAUUCUUCCAAAGAAGAAGCCUUCUUCGACCGUCGGAGUGACCGACCACUCCGAUGACCCCGACAGGCGCAGCACCACCGAUCCGCACCCCCACACGCACCAGCACGCCAACCGGACGGGGUCGAGACCCCGCGCUUCUCCACCACCGUGGCCGUACCAGGCCGCGCCUCACACGUCAAGAGACGACAGGCGGAUCGAGGCGACCUCGCGGCCCCAACAGGCCUCCCCGCAGCCGGUGGUGGCUGGCUCCUCGGUCGGUCCAUGUGAAAGCAGCACCGCCGCGGCAGUGACGUGCGUGGUGGGGACCCGCGGAGAGCUCGCUUGCGCCAAUACCGCCGGUAGCUGCUGCUCAGGACCCGGGCUGAGCAAGAGGCGAAGGCAAACUGCAUGCUCCAGCAGUUUACCGGGAGGCGGUGGUGGGGGUCCCGGGACCGAGAGCGAGGAGGGAGCCGGUGGAAACAACAGUGAAGACGAGUACGAGAGCGCCGCAUCUCAGCAGGGCGCGGACCCAGCGACCGCCGAGCAGCAGGAGCAGUGGUUUGAAAAGGCUCUGAAGAAGAAAGGCUUUGUCAUCAAGAAGAUGAAGGAAGAUGGAGCCUGUCUCUUCAGAGCAGUGGCUGACCAGGUGUACGGGGACCAGGAUAUGCACGAUGUGGUGCGGAAACACUGUAUGGACUACCUGGUGAAGAAUGAAGAAUACUUCUCCAGCUACGUCACCGAGGACUUCACCACCUACAUCAACCGAAAGAGAAAGAGCAACUGCCAUGGCAACCACAUCGAGAUGCAGGCCAUGGCCGAGAUGUACAACCGGCCAGUGGAGGUGUAUCAGUACAGCAUAGAGCCUAUAAACACAUUCCAUGGUAUCUACCAGAACAAUGAUGAACCAAUCCGAGUCAGUUACCAUGGCAACAUCCACUACAACUCCGUGGUGAACCCUAACAAGGCCACCAUCGGUGUGGGGUUGGGCCUCCCAGCCUUCAAACCAGGGUUUGCGGACCAGUCGCUGAUGAAGAAUGCGAUCAAGACGUCGGAGGAGUCGUGGAUCGAGCAGCAGAUGCUGGAGGACAAGAAAAGGGCCACAGACUGGGAGGCCACCAACGAGGCCAUCGAGGAGCAGGUGGCCCGCGAGUCCUACCUGCAGUGGCUCCAGGACCAGGAGAAGCAGGGACGACAGCCCCGUAAGCCGAGUGCAGCGUGUAGCUCCGCCUCGGCCGCCUCCUGCAGCGCCUUCGAUGAUCGUGAUUGGUCCUGCCGCUCGCCGCGCCACCGAAGCUCCGCCCCCUCGCCAGAGCACCCAGGCCCCGCCCACUCUGACAUCCCCACCAAACCCCCCUCCCCCUGUGCACCAGGACCCAGCAGCCAGUUGUACAUGCCCCAGGAGCGUUCUUCCUCCUCCUCCUCCUCCUCCUCAUCAUCACGGGUGUCUCUCUACCCCACACUGGACUACCGCACCAUUAUGCAGAUGUCCCCCACAGCCUUCGGGGUCUCAGACUGGGAGGAGGAUGACCUCCUGGCGUCCGUGUUGGCCGUGUCCCAGCAGGAGUACCUGGACAGCAUGAAGAAGAACGCUGCGCUGCACAGAGAGCCUUCCCCCGACACCAGCUGAUGACCUCACACCCCUCUCCUCCUGACCACACCACCCCCCCGAGCACCUCCCCCUGACCCCACCACCUCCCCCCGAGCACCUCCCCCUGACCCCUCCUCUUGGUUCUCUCCUGUUCUUCUCUUCCUCCUGCAGUUCUACACACACACACACACACACCUGCUCUACUCAUCAUCUUAGCACUCUUCUCCUCUCCUCUCUUCUCAUCCUCUCCUCUCCUCUCUUCUCAUCCUCUCCUCUCCUCCUCCUCUCCUCUCUGAGUUCUGUUGUUGGCUCUAACUAUGAAUAAAGGACAGGAUCUGCUCCUUCAUGUCGCUCUUCAUUAAUAUCAGAUUAAAUACCUUUACUCAA